This is a messenger RNA of Boeremia exigua, 850 nucleotides long. RefSeq lists its product as uncharacterized. The transcript is spliced from 4 exons. The record is from RefSeq and is a predicted model, not a curated record. Lineage: Eukaryota; Fungi; Ascomycota; Dothideomycetes; Pleosporales; Didymellaceae. Bases 56 to 637 code for a protein of 193 amino acids.
CUCUUCGUAUGUUCUAUCCUCCACUAUUGUCGGCAACGAACAUCAGGAUAUCAACAUGGGAUUUUUUCAACGCAUCCUUGUUACAGCCGGCGUGCUGAGCCUCGCACUUCACCCCGCCCUGGCUAUGCCAGAACCGACUCCAGCCCCGGAGCUGCAUACUCUGGAGAAGCGUGCCUGCUCAGCAGACAAUUGCCUGCGCGCAGUUCGACGCAAUGUCUUGUCGGCUAUACCCUUCUGCUCGACGUACACCACUGAAGCGACCGCGACGAUUCCCACAUGGGCAGCCAAUUGCCAGGAUAAUCCUACCAGAGUCUCCAGCGCGUGUAGUUGCCUUGCGACUGCUCCUCUGGUUCAGGUAUAUGGGCCGACCGACGACACGAGAUACACUAUCUGGGAGCAAGCCGAUAACAUCAGGAGCCGUCCCGAGACUUGGGAGGAGGCUCUUGAACAAUGUUCGGCGAUAUGUUUAGGGUCUGGAUCGACUUGUCAGUCCUUCUCUCUCACCAUGAUGCCAGGAUACCUCGAGGCACCUGGUGCGGGCUUAGCUUUGUGUUAUUUUUACAUGACGUUGUUCCAACCCGACAAAGUGACGGUCGCAUUGAACCAUACUAGAAACGUCGUGUUCGAGCGAGUAUAAAGUUCGCAGUCUCCCGUGGUCUGGAAUCUCUGAAUCAUCUGCUGAACCUUAUCGAUACUCUCUGAAUCACAGCAAAUCGAAAUGGUGGCGCUGACAGACGAGCGCCAGGGAUUACUCGCAAUCAGCAGGACUUUGGAAAGACGGAGCAGCACCUCAGGACUGAAUUCAAACGGGCAAACCCUAAAUAAACGUUUUUGACUUCAGAAUAUGAUG